CCCUGGCUGUGCUCCGCCUUAUAUAGGGCGGCCGGGGGCGGGCGGGAGCUCUCUUGAAUCACCCCCGCAGCCUGGGUGCCGCGUGCAAGUCGGACACGGUCCGGGCCCACCCUGCUCUGUACGACUUCACGCUUUCCCUUCAAGAUGCCUGAGGAAGUGCACCAUGGAGAGGAGGAGGUGGAGACCUUUGCUUUUCAGGCAGAAAUUGCUCAGCUCAUGUCCCUUAUCAUCAAUACUUUCUAUUCAAACAAGGAAAUUUUUCUUCGGGAGUUGAUCUCUAAUGCUUCUGAUGCCUUGGACAAGAUUCGCUAUGAGAGCCUGACAGACCCUUCCAAAUUGGACAGCGGUAAAGAGCUGAAAAUUGACAUCAUCCCCAACCCUCAGGAACGCACCCUGACUCUGGUGGACACAGGCAUUGGCAUGACCAAGGCUGACCUCAUAAAUAAUUUGGGAACCAUUGCUAAGUCUGGCACUAAGGCUUUCAUGGAGGCUCUCCAGGCUGGUGCAGACAUCUCCAUGAUUGGGCAGUUUGGUGUUGGAUUCUAUUCUGCCUAUCUGGUGGCAGAGAAAGUGGUUGUUAUCACAAAGCACAACGAUGAUGAGCAGUAUGCCUGGGAGUCCUCUGCUGGUGGAUCCUUCACUGUACGCGCAGACCAUGGUGAGCCUAUUGGUCGGGGCACCAAAGUGAUCCUUCACCUCAAAGAAGACCAGACAGAGUACUUGGAGGAGAGGAGGGUCAAGGAAGUGGUGAAGAAGCACUCACAGUUCAUAGGCUAUCCCAUCACUCUCUAUUUGGAGAAGGAACGGGAGAAGGAGAUCAGUGAUGAUGAGGCAGAGGAAGAGAAAGGUGAGAAAGAGGAGGAAGAUAAGGACGAUGAGGAGAAGCCCAAGAUUGAAGAUGUGGGGUCAGAUGAGGAAGAUGACAGUGGCAAAGAUAAGAAGAAGAAAACCAAGAAGAUCAAGGAGAAAUACAUUGAUCAGGAAGAACUGAACAAGACUAAACCCAUUUGGACCAGAAACCCAGAUGAUAUCACUCAGGAGGAAUACGGUGAAUUCUAUAAGAGCCUUACCAAUGAUUGGGAAGACCACUUGGCAGUCAAGCACUUCUCUGUUGAAGGUCAGCUGGAAUUCAGGGCAUUGCUCUUUAUCCCUCGGCGAGCUCCCUUUGACCUCUUUGAGAACAAGAAGAAAAAGAACAACAUCAAACUCUAUGUCCGCCGUGUGUUCAUCAUGGACAGCUGUGAUGAGUUGAUACCAGAGUAUCUGAAUUUUAUCCGUGGUGUGGUUGACUCUGAGGAUCUACCCCUGAACAUCUCCCGGGAAAUGCUCCAGCAGAGUAAAAUCCUGAAAGUUAUCCGCAAAAACAUUGUGAAGAAGUGCCUUGAGCUCUUCUCUGAACUGGCAGAAGACAAAGAGAACUACAAGAAAUUCUAUGAGGCAUUCUCUAAGAAUCUAAAGCUUGGAAUCCAUGAAGACUCUACCAACCGGCGACGCCUCUCCGAGUUACUGCGCUAUCACACCUCUCAGUCUGGAGAUGAGAUGACUUCCCUGUCAGAAUACGUGUCUCGCAUGAAGGAGACACAGAAGUCCAUCUACUACAUCACUGGUGAGAGCAAAGAGCAGGUGGCCAACUCUGCCUUUGUGGAGCGUGUGCGGAAGCGGGGCUUUGAAGUGGUAUAUAUGACUGAGCCUAUUGAUGAGUACUGCGUGCAGCAGCUGAAGGAGUUUGAUGGGAAGAGCCUGGUCUCUGUGACCAAGGAGGGCCUGGAACUUCCAGAGGAUGAGGAGGAGAAGAAGAAAAUGGAAGAGAGCAAGGCCAAGGAAAUCUUGGAUAAGAAGGUUGAGAAGGUGACAAUCUCCAAUAGGCUUGUGUCUUCGCCCUGCUGCAUUGUGACCAGCACCUAUGGCUGGACAGCCAACAUGGAGCGGAUCAUGAAGGCACAGGCACUUCGAGACAAUUCUACAAUGGGCUACAUGAUGGCCAAAAAACACCUGGAGAUCAACCCUGACCACCCCAUCGUGGAGACCCUACGGCAGAAGGCCGAGGCUGACAAAAAUGACAAGGCUGUCAAAGACCUGGUGGUGCUGCUGUUUGAAACUGCUCUGCUGUCCUCUGGUUUCUCCCUUGAGGAUCCCCAGACCCACUCCAACCGCAUCUACCGCAUGAUCAAACUAGGCCUGGGCAUUGAUGAAGAUGAGGUGGCAGCAGAGGAGCCCAGUGCUGCUGUUCCUGAUGAGAUCCCCCCGCUUGAGGGUGAUGAGGAUGCAUCUCGCAUGGAAGAAGUAGAUUAGAGUUCUCACCUGGAAGUCCUGCCCCUUGUAUAGUCCUCCUUUGAGCGGCUCCCCAGCAGCCUGACCCACCCGCCUCUCUGCUGCUGUCUUAGUGGUUACUCUCCUGUCUUUGUUGGUGUCUUAAGGCAGGAAAAUUCCCUCCCUCACUAAAUAGCAGGGUUGGGUGUUGUGUAUUGUGGUUUUUUUGUUUUUAUUUUGUUUUGAAAUUAAAAGUAUGCAAAAUAAAGAAGAUGCAGUUUUA
This is a messenger RNA of Nannospalax galili (Upper Galilee mountains blind mole rat), 2533 nucleotides long. It is a transcript of the gene Hsp90ab1, whose product is annotated as heat shock protein 90 alpha family class B member 1. The transcript has 11 exons. Gene Ontology annotation, biological process: protein stabilization; cellular response to heat; protein folding. The record is from RefSeq and is a predicted model, not a curated record. Gene Ontology annotation, molecular function: disordered domain specific binding; ATP binding; ATP hydrolysis activity. Gene Ontology annotation, cellular component: plasma membrane; perinuclear region of cytoplasm; protein-containing complex. Bases 145 to 2292 code for a protein of 715 amino acids. Lineage: Eukaryota; Metazoa; Chordata; Mammalia; Rodentia; Spalacidae.